UGUCGGCGUCUUCUCUAUGUAACAACUGUAAUAGUAACACGUGAAGGAGCACGGUUUGGUGACCAACAAGACAUCAAGAAAGAAAUGAUACGGACGGAAAGGCGUCUGUCUCCAACAUGAAGUCCGCUUUUGUAGCAUUAACUUUGACGAUGUUAACUGCAGAUCUUAUACAAACGCUGUCACACAGCAGUGCUAAGACAGGAAUACAUAGAUACCAGACACAACCCCUUUUCAAAGAAAAGUACUUUGCCCAGAGCCUCGACCAUUUCAACUUUAAUUCCAUGGGGAAUGGGACAUUUUUUCAGCGAUACCUGAUCAAUGAUAAAUACUGGAAGAUUGGAUAUGGUCCAGUUUUUUUCUACACCGGCAAUGAGGGGGACAUCUGGGAGUUUGCCUUAAACUCCGGAUUUCUUAGCGAAUUGGCUGCUCAGCAAGAAGCCUUGGUCAUAUUUGCUGAACAUAGGUACUACGGCAAGUCUCUCCCUUUUGGCAAUGACUCCUUCAACAUACCUCAGAUUGGCCUGUUGACAGUGGAACAGGCAAUUGCAGAUUAUGCUGUCAUGAUCAGUGUGUUGAAACUUCAAAUGUCAGCCACAGAUUGUCCGGUCAUUGUUUUUGGUGGAAGUUAUGGUGGAAUGCUUUCUGUCUAUAUGAGAAUAAAGUAUCCAAAUCUUGUGGCUGGAGCUCUUGCUGCUAGUGCACCCAUACUGUCAACUGCUGGGCUGGAUGAUCCAAGGCAGUUUUUUAGAGAUGUCACUGCUGAUUUUGAAAACAUUUCUCAAGAAUGCAGAAAUGCAGUAAAAGGAGCUUUUCAUCAGCUGAAAGAAUUAGGUGAACGGAGAGAGUACAGUAAAAUUCAGUCCACAUUCGCCCUGUGUAAGCGUCCAUCAUCUGCUCAGGACAUCCACCAGCUAAAUGGCUUUCUGAGGAACGCAUUCACACUCAUGGCCAUGUUGGAUUAUCCUUACAGCACUCAGUUCAUGGACAAGAUGCCUGCAAAUCCUGUGAAGGUGGGUUGUGAAACCAUGCUUCGUGGAUCUGAUCUGCUUACCAGUCUGAGGGAUACUGCAGCAAUUCUGUACAACUCAACUGGCUUGCUGACCUGUUAUGAUGUGUACAGUUUAUAUGUGGAGUGUGCUGAUCCCACUGGGUGUGGGAUUGGCUUUGACAGCAUGGCCUGGGACUAUCAGGCAUGCACAGAAAUAAAUCUCUGCUAUGAGAGCAACAACAUCACAGACAUGUUUCCAGCAAUGACCUUCACUGAGGAAGAACGCCUGCGGUACUGCUCCAAACGCUGGGGUGUGAUCCCGCGACCAGACUGGCUCAAAAUCCAGUUCUGGGGUGAUGCUCUUUCCAGAGCAAGCAACAUAAUUUUCUCCAAUGGUGACCUGGACCCAUGGGCAAAUGGAGGGGUGCGAAAGUCUUUGAGUCCAUCAUUGAUAGCUAUCAACAUUGCUGGGGGAGCCCAUCAUCUUGAUUUAAGAGGGUCCAAUGUUGCUGAUCCAGCAUCAGUUAUUGAAGCCAGGAAGGCUGAAGCAGACCUCAUCUCACAGUGGGUGGAGUUAGAGAGGAUCAGAAUACAACAAUUGCUUUGAUGUUUAGACGUGUUUUUUACUUCAACUUAGAGUUUCAACAUUUCUUUAAUGAAAAUGAGAAUGAAAGAAACGAACUCUGCAUGUCACUGUCGAGUAAAAACCUUUGUGCAAAUUUGUUCUCUUUAAUAUAGUCUGUUAAUUUGUUUUAAUGAAUCUAAAAUAAUGAUAAGGUCUUGUCUUUUACAACACCAUGUGUUUUUAACAUUUAACUAAAAUAUCUGUAGUCUGUCUGUCUUUACUUCUAAUUUUAGAUGGUCAUUAAAACGUAUUUCCCUGCCACAUCUACAAAUAAGAUAUUAAGGCUGAUGGUAUUUUGAAAUACAGUGAAGGAUUAAUUAAAUAAAUGCAAGAUUGCAAAUACA
Molecule: messenger RNA, 1957 nt
Organism: Syngnathus acus (greater pipefish)
Lineage: Eukaryota; Metazoa; Chordata; Actinopteri; Syngnathiformes; Syngnathidae
Gene: dpp7
Product: dipeptidyl-peptidase 7
Exons: 13
Coding region: 117-1595 (492 amino acids)
Biological process (GO): proteolysis
Cellular component (GO): vesicle
Molecular function (GO): dipeptidyl-peptidase activity; serine-type exopeptidase activity
Source: RefSeq, a predicted model, not a curated record